Fraxinus pennsylvanica is the source of this 456-nucleotide messenger RNA. NCBI's taxonomy places the organism in Eukaryota, Viridiplantae, Streptophyta, Magnoliopsida, Lamiales, Oleaceae. The record is from the annotation of a GenBank genome assembly.
AUGGAAAAUUUAUGGAGAAAUUGUUAUAGUGCUGGAUUGGCCCUUUUUCUUCUUUUGGGGAAGCUAACGUGCGCCGACCCCGUUAGGGUUUCGUCACCGCCAGUUUGCCCCUUAGAGUCCGUCAAAGAUUCCAUCUUGGGGUCCCAUGAUUACACCUGUUCCAUCAGUGGGAUCCGAUCUUUUUACACCGCUGGUGUAAUUGAGGGGGAUGAGGUCGCACUGCAGAAGGCACUGCAUAUGGUUCACAAAAAUACAGAUGACUAUGUUGCUCUUCUCUUUUAUGCAUCUUGGUGUCCUUUCUCUGGGUCAUUUAGGCCAAGCUUCUCUGUCCUGUCCUCCUUUUUUCCUUCUAUUCCUCAUUUUGCUAUUGAAGAAUCAGCCGUUAGGCCAAGGGUUCUUUGUGGGGCUCUAUAUCUUAAGAUGUGGCAAAGAAUGCUCUAUGUAUGGCCGCUGUAA